Rhipicephalus microplus (southern cattle tick) is the source of this 2998-nucleotide messenger RNA. It is a transcript of the gene Rtnl1, whose product is annotated as reticulon. The record is from RefSeq and is a predicted model, not a curated record. Gene Ontology annotation, cellular component: axon; endoplasmic reticulum membrane. NCBI's taxonomy places the organism in Eukaryota, Metazoa, Arthropoda, Arachnida, Ixodida, Ixodidae.
UCCACCAACUCCACUGCGCGCCGCCGCUGGUUCUCUGACUACGCUAGCAGACGACAGCACUCCGACGGGCCCUUCCUACCGGUGCGGACUUCGACAGCUUCUCCGCGUAGUGCUCUGCCCAGCAGCUGCUCACUCACCGCAAUGGAUGAUAUCUGGAGCUCGUACGCGAAAGACACCGGCGACGAUUCGCCCAACGCGCAGAAGAAGCCUCUCGUCUCCGAAUCCGUGAAUGCGCUGAGCGAAGACCUCGCCCAGUUUGCUACCGGCAGUGCGGUGACAGAUGCGGCUCGGAGCUCCGCUUCUUCAGCCUCCCACGGCGGCGAUGCGGUCUCUACGUCCAAGGAUAAGCACGAUCAGCUAGAUCUUCUUUCAGAUUUCCAGCCGAACGCCGUCACGGCGAGCUCCGCUGCGGACACUGGCAGCACGCCGCUGGCCUACGGCGAUUUAUUACAUGACGCAUCGCCUGGCGAAGGGGCUCCGCCGUUGAAGCCUAGCGCGCCGCCAGCGCCCGAGAAGGUCGCGCCAGCGGCGGCCGAGCCCGAUUUAGAACUCCGUCCCGAGCCGAAAAACCCGCCUCCACCCAAGCGGACAGCGCCGGAGGAGUUGUUGCCCGUAGCGGACGUUAAGCCUACGCCCGUCGCAUCGUCUACGAGUACUAGGCCUAAAGCGGCCGAAAUGCAGCGAGAAGCGACUUCGACCUCGAGUUUUUCGAAGAACAGGCCGUCGUGUUGCAUCUUUUCGCCAGGAUCCGGCUGGAGUUCGGCAUGUCUGCAUCCUUGCGUGGAGGAGCUGGUGUACUGGCGGCAGCCCAAGAAGAGUGGCCUGGUGUUUGGGCUGGUGCUGGCGGUGCUGCUCUCCCUGACAUGCUUCUCCCUGAUCAGCGUGGUGGCCUACCUGGCCCUGGGCAGCCUCAUGGUGGCCAUCGCCUUCCGCGUCUACCGCAACGUCCUCCAGGCGGUCCAGAAAUCCUCUGAGGGACACCCCUUCAAGGAGUACCUGGAGAAGGACCUUUCGCUGCCAAAGGAGCGCGUGCACGAGACUGUUGACAUGGUCAUCAAGCAUGUCGAUGCAACGGUGGCUCGCCUGCGCAGCCUCUUCCUGGUUGAGGACCUGGUGGACUCACUAAAGCUUGCCCUGCUGUUCUGGGUGCUGACCUACGUGGGAUCCUGGUUCAAUGGGAUGACCCUCAUCAUUCUGGCCUAUGUCUCUGCAUUCACACUUCCCAAGGUCUAUGAAACCUACAAGACGGAGAUUGACCAGUACCUGGGGCUCGCCAGGACACAUGUGGGAAAUGUGAUUGGCACGAUCAAGUCCAAGAUCCCGAUGGGUGGUCAGCAAGCUCAGAGGCCCAAGGAGGAGUGAAAUGGGCUGCAGCGAUUCCCUUGUCCUCAUCACGGCAGAUUCCAUGAUGCUCCGAAAGGAGAACCCCCACCAGAGGACAGGAAUUUUUUUUUUAUCCCUUGCAUCUGGAGUAUUGCUUUUCUUUUUUUAAUUGAAGAGUAGCCUCGUCGUGGACCUCAUAAUUGUGCUAGGGGUAGACGAAGUGUCAUGUUGUUUUCAUUUGUUUUUGUAACGAAAAAAACUUUGACAAAAUGUUACAUAGUCCGGUUUCAUUUGCUUAAGUUUUGUCAAAAAUCUUCCUUCCUAUUCUCGAUGGUUUGGCUAAUUUAACAGCUGUAAAGUGAGUUAUUCCUCUGGACUUCUUAUAAUUCUCUUUCUGUUUCUUUCUACCCCCCCCCCCCCCCCAUUUUUUUCCACAUCUGUCCUUUGAACUAAGUUCUUUUACUGCACAUCACCAUCCCCCACCUUUUUUUAUUUUUUCGUAGGUGUUCUGAAUAAUCUUUUUGGACAUGUGAUGGUUCAAUCAUUUGUUUCUUGCCAAGCAUGUACAGGACCAUCAUUGAUAUUGAUUUGUAGCGGACAUCAGUUUAUUUUGCUGGCAUGUCACGUUUGACAUCUUAUGGGGGAAAAAAUUGUGUUCAAAAGAAUUGUUUCGGAUAGUGAGAGCAUCUGGGAAUGCAAGUGGCUGUUCUAUUCAAAUAUUUACAACAUACUUAAUGUCUUACACGUUAGCUGGUAAGGCUGAAAAAAAAAAAAAAAGAAGCUUGUGCUCGAUGUUCUCUUUUGCAGAGUGCAUUUUCGUUGUUGCUCCUAAUAUAAAAAUGCCGCACAGAAUUGUGCGCAGUUUGUUUUUCUUCGGAUGCUGUGGAGUCCGUACCUGCCUAGCUGCACUUGUACAGCGACCUCACCGCUUAUUUUUUUUCUUGAGUGGUUGAAUGAUGAAGGUUCGAGUCCAAUCUCAACAUUUGCUGUUUCCUGUCAGCAGCAUUUGUAAAUGGCUGCCAUGUUAUCAAUGCAAACUGUUGUGCGUGGACGUGGAGAGGUUGCUCGUGUUGUCAACGGUUUCUCGUUUAAAUCUUUUCUUCCUUUUCGACUCGUGUAACUAAUCCGCGUGCGUGUGUAUGUGUGUGCCGUUUCUUGGGUUUUUGCUAGCCCGGGACAAUUGUUCACCUUUUGUUACAGCGUGUCUGUGUUGGAAAGGGUUUCCGUGGGGCUAGAAGAAUAACGCGGCAAUGUUUUUGCAGCGGUGAACCAUGAUAAUCUAUCAUUACCGAAGAACCUGAUUAAAGGCUGUGUGGUUUGCAUGUUUACACUUUGCAGCACCGUGUGUUGAUGUUGCCGUGCGGAGUACAUGGAAAAUGCAAAGGAGAGAAAAGAAAAAAGUUGCAUUGAAGAACGGAUUGUGUCUCCUUUGCUUUCGAGUGUUUUUCCACAAAAUGAAGCUUUUUCUAAAACAUUGCAGUUAGCGAGACCUAUAUCUGGGCUGUUGUGACCCUCUUCACUGCGCCUAUUUGCAGCACAUAUUUAUUGCAUCGAGGACGUUGACCUGUGCACUUUUCUACAUUCGUGUUCAGGAGGUGUGGUCCCGUCGUCCAGUGUAGUAGUUUCGUUCUCCGUUGGAAACUACAAUAAAGCAUUCCCCUAGACCGCCCCUUCA